Molecule: messenger RNA, 1509 nt
Organism: Armigeres subalbatus
Lineage: Eukaryota; Metazoa; Arthropoda; Insecta; Diptera; Culicidae
Product: transmembrane ascorbate-dependent reductase CYB561-like
Exons: 4
Coding region: 229-972 (247 amino acids)
Molecular function (GO): oxidoreductase activity
Source: RefSeq, a predicted model, not a curated record
AUGAGUCAGUGUUUAUCAGCGCACCGAGCACAUCAGUUUAGCGGUGUGGUAUUCGCGAACGACGUCGCGGCGAAGCAACAGGCGGGUGGUGUCCGGAAGAGUUCAGUGCAAAUCGCGAGAGUGUGCGACCAUCCAUCCGAGCCAGACUAGUAGCCAUUUUUUGCCGAAAACAAAUCACACCCGACUGGGUCUUUAUUUUAUCUUUAUCGCUAAAGUCCCACAGAAACUAUGGAAAGCAGUAGCCCCUCUCCGUCGUCGUUGAACAACUUCCGCAUAGUGUACUUGAUAACGCAAAUGGUGGGUGCAACCAUCGUCAUUCUGAUGGGAUCCUGGGUCGGGGUUCACCUUGGAGGUUUCGCAUGGACGUCGCGCCCGGCCAUCGAAUUCAACUGGCACCCGCUGCUGAUGUCAAUCGGAAUGAUUUUCCUGUACGGAAAUUCCAUGCUGGUCUAUCGGGGAUUCCGUUAUGCCCGGAAGAAGCCACUAAAAAUUACUCAUGCCGUCAUUCACGGGUUGGCGUUCGUAUUCACCGUCGUUGCUCUCGUCGCAGCAUUCGAUUCACACAAUUUGGCCACGCCUCCACGUCCGAAUAUGUACACGUUGCAUUCUUGGAUCGGACUGACCGCGGUAAUACUGUUUGCGCUUCAAUAUGUUUUCGGAUUCACUGCUUACCUGUUUCCGGGGGUGCGUGAUUCUCUCCGAUCCACAUACAUGCCAGUUCACGUGUUUUUCGGGAUUCUUGGAUUCAUACUGGCUGUGGCUGCCGCAUUGACAGGACUUUUGGAGAAAGCUAUAUUUUCGAUGCAAAACUAUUCAAGCCUACCACCUCAGGCAGUCUUGGUGAACAUGAUCGGAAUGCUGCUAGUCGUAUAUGGUGGAUUGGUGGUGUUCCUGGUGACUGAACCAAUGUACAAACGCAAGGCAUUACCAGAGGAUGUAAUGCUGCUCACUCACAGCCCUUCGUCACAAUAGACCCUAACGCUAACCCACUAAAUAGAAUCAUGCUAAGUAUACUAUCUCCACUGUUAAUCCGUAAUAUAGGUACAACAAAGUAAGAAUAUGUGAUGUGCAAUCGUACUUAAAACCUCAAUAACUAUAAACGUUGCUACAAGUAAAAUAUAUUAUGAAAUGUCGUUUUACUCGAUCAUGUGCACAAAGCUAAUGGAGUGAAAAAUUUACAGCCAGAUUUUUUGCUUCAAAUCUCGAACACGUCAAAAGAAAAAUUUGACGAGUGCUGAAAAUGUAACAGUUAAUAGCGGCAUAAUUUUAAUGAAUUAAAAAAUUAACUUACGUCGGAACAAAAGUUGCAAGGUGUAUUUGUUAAAAUGCUGAUGAACCAGAUGUUAUUUUUUGAUAGAUUGAUAACCAAAGUAUAGAUGGGAAAAGACUAAAAAGAUAGUCAUGUAUAUGUAUACAAUAUUAUCUCAAUAUAUUUAUGUGAUAAACCCUAUAUAAAAACUAUGGGUAUCGUUUUCAUUGAAGAUUGUAAAUAUAAUGUUAACGGAAGAC